UCUCCCCUGGAUGUGUGUGUGUGUGUGUUCGGAUUACAUCAGAAUGCCAGACACAACACAUGAUGGAUCGAUUUUAUUUCUAGGAAAGCCUGUAUAUAUCUCACGGCACGUGUAUUUAUUAUAUGUGAACGGCGCCAACAAUAAGCCCUCUCAUUCACUCAUCCGUCCAAUCUAUUAUACAUCUUUCGUGAGGAUACGCCAAACACACCAGAUGGCUCUGCUGGUGUCAAUGUUUUUCUUUUGUUUCAGCUAGCAGUCGACGGCCGCACACAAUCACGUGGCGGCGUUUGAUAGAGCGGAACAAAGUGUAAAUAAUAACCAUCAGACUCUUGAAUUAUUUCCCAAGUUUUUAACGACAAUUUUUUAAGAGCUUCCUGGAGUUGUUGCUUGUCAAACUUUGUGAUUGCUAUUAAUAAGCGGGCUGCGAAUGUACAACUCGGUCGGUAAGUGGCUAGUUAUUCCAUCAGCACGAACUGCUUCUCGUCAAUUUAGUUUGUCUAAUCGCUGCAAUGAAUCCCGCCAACGUUUUGAACGCUUGUUGGUUCUCGAUUUUGAGGCCACCUGCGAUAGCCAACGUGGCACCAUUCGACCACAGGAGAUUAUCGAGUUCCCUGUUCUCAAUGUGGAGACAAAUGGGUUUGAGAUAGUGGGCACUUUUCAUCGCUAUGUCAAACCACAAGUCCACCCCACCCUGACACCUUUCUGCACCAGCCUCACAGGGAUUAUUCAGGAUAUGGUCGAAGAUGCAGCCCCCUUGAAAGAAGUAAUGGAAGACUUCCACAAAUGGCUCCUAUCUCAACAUCUGCUAAACAAAGAAUUCGCUGUCGUGACUUGCGGCGAUUGGGACUUGAAGGAGCUCCUCCCACGUCAAUUCCUCCAUACGGGACAGGUCGUACCUGCUUAUUUCAAGUCGUGGAUCAAUAUCAAGAUGAUAUUCGCCGAGUCCACUGGAGUUUACCCACGUAAUCUCCCUCACAUGUUGUCCCACGCCAAACUGGUCCAUUUUGGUCGAUUACACAGUGGAAUUGAUGAUUGCCAUAAUAUUGCAGCAGUUGUUCGUUUCCUGGGCCGGCGUUCUCAGUGCUGGCGACUGACAAGUUUUUUGGAAGAUUAAAUAACAACAAUCGAGUAUUAUCCGUGUCAAAAAAUAAAGCUCACUUGAACCGUA
This is a messenger RNA of Daphnia pulex (common water flea), 1168 nucleotides long. RefSeq names its product ERI1 exoribonuclease 3-like. Gene Ontology annotation, biological process: exonucleolytic trimming to generate mature 3'-end of 5.8S rRNA from tricistronic rRNA transcript (SSU-rRNA, 5.8S rRNA, LSU-rRNA). The record is from RefSeq and is a predicted model, not a curated record. Bases 428 to 1114 code for a protein of 228 amino acids. Lineage: Eukaryota; Metazoa; Arthropoda; Branchiopoda; Diplostraca; Daphniidae. The transcript has 5 exons. Gene Ontology annotation, molecular function: nucleic acid binding; 3'-5'-RNA exonuclease activity.